CGCAGGCCUCCCACCCAGAGGAGAAUGGCUGCAGAAAAUCACUCCACAGUGACAGAGUUCAUUCUCGGGGGACUAACGAAUCAGCCUGAGCUCCAGCUCCCCCUCUUCCUCCUCUUCCUAGGGAUCUACUCAGUCACCGUGGUGGGGAACCUGGGCCUGAUCACCCUGAUUUGUCUGAACUCUCAGCUUCGCACCCCCAUGUACUACUUCCUCAGCAAUUUGUCACUCGUGGAUCUCUGCUACUCCUCUGUUAUUACCCCUAAAAUGCUGGUGAACUUCGUAUCAGAGAAGAACAUCAUCUCCUACGCAGGGUGCAUGUCACAGCUCUACCUCUUCAUCGUUUUUGUCAUUGCAGAGUGUUACAUGCUCACUGUGAUGGCCUAUGACCGCUAUGUCGCCAUCUGCCACCCUUUGCUUUACAACAGCAUCAUGUCUCGUCCCAUCUGCUCCCUGCUGGUGGCUGUGGUCUACACAAUGGGACUCAUUGGCUCAACAAUAGAAACUGGCCUCAUGUUAAAACUUCCCUAUUGUGAGCUUCUCAUCAGUCACUACUUCUGUGACAUCUUCCCCCUCAUGAAGCUCUCCUGCGCUGGCACCUAUCAUGUGGAGAUGACGGUCUUCUUCUUGGCUGGAUUCAACAUCGUAGUCACCAGCUUAACGGUCCUUGUUUCCUAUGCCUUCAUCCUCUCCAGCAUCUUUCGCAUCAGCACCACAGAGGGCAGGUCCAAAGCCUUCAGAACCUGCGGCUCCCACCUUGCAGCUGUGGGGAUGUUCUAUGGGUCGACCGCGUUCAUGUAUUUAAAACCCUCCACGGCCAGUUCCCUGGCCCAGGAGAACGUGGCCUCCGUGUUCUACACCACGGUGAUCCCCAUGCUGAAUCCCCUAAUCUACAGCCUGAGGAACAAGGAGGUGAAGGCUGCUGUGCAGAAAUCACUGAGGAGAAAAUCAUUUUGA
Cynocephalus volans (Philippine flying lemur) is the source of this 954-nucleotide messenger RNA. Its product is annotated as olfactory receptor 8A1. The record is from RefSeq and is a predicted model, not a curated record. Gene Ontology annotation, cellular component: membrane. Gene Ontology annotation, biological process: sensory perception of smell; G protein-coupled receptor signaling pathway. The transcript has a single exon. The coding region runs from base 25 to 954 and encodes 309 amino acids. Gene Ontology annotation, molecular function: odorant binding; G protein-coupled receptor activity; olfactory receptor activity. Lineage: Eukaryota; Metazoa; Chordata; Mammalia; Dermoptera; Cynocephalidae.